Molecule: messenger RNA, 4203 nt
Organism: Piliocolobus tephrosceles (Ugandan red Colobus)
Lineage: Eukaryota; Metazoa; Chordata; Mammalia; Primates; Cercopithecidae
Gene: DELE1
Product: DAP3 binding cell death enhancer 1
Exons: 13
Coding region: 162-1709 (515 amino acids)
Biological process (GO): extrinsic apoptotic signaling pathway via death domain receptors
Cellular component (GO): mitochondrion
Molecular function (GO): protein binding
Source: RefSeq, a predicted model, not a curated record
CUGUAGCGCCGUCUUUCCGGCCGGGCUCCCUUCUAAUUGGCCGGCUCAAAGCUUCCUCGGGGACUCGGCCGCUCGGGGCGCUGCAGCGGCCUCUGUAGCCGCUGUCCCGAGGUUUAGCCUCGCCCUUUCGGCUGCGAGCUCUCUAUGGUGCCGGCAGCGACAUGUGGCGCCUCCCGGGACUCCUGGGCCGAGCUCUUCCCCGUACGCUGGGACCUAGCCUCUGGAGGGUGACUCCUAAGUCCACCAGCCCAGAUGGGCCUCAGACUACCUCCUCCACUUUGCUGGUUCCUGUGCCUAACCGUGACAGGUCGGGUCCACAUGGCCCAGGCACGAGUGGGGGUCCAAGGUCCCAUGGAUGGAAGGAUGCCUUCCAAUGGAUGUCUGCCCGUGUCUCCCCAAACACCCUGUGGGAUGCCAUAUCUUGGGGCACUUUGGCCGUGCUGGCCCUGCAGCUGGCAAGGCAGAUCCACUUCCAGGCAUCCCUGCCAGCAGGACCUCGGCGGGUAGAACACUGCUCCUGGCACAGUCCCCUGGACCGUUUCCUCUCAUCUCCCUUGUGGCACCCCUGCUCCUCACUGCGACAACACGUCCUCCCCAGCCCUGAUUGCCCAGCUCCCAGGCACACUGGCCUCAGGGAGCCCAGGCUCGGCCAGGAAGAAGCCUCAGCUCAGCCCCGGAACUUCUCACACAACUCCUUGAGAGCAGCUCGUCCUCAGGAGCCCUCUGAGGAAGGUCCCAGUGAUUUUGGCUUCCUGCAUGCCAGUGGCAGCAUCGAGUCCAAGGCAAAGCCAGCCCAGCCUCAGCCCACUGGUGAAAAGGAACAAGAUAAAUCAAAAACUCUUUCCCUUGAGGAGGCUGUGACUUCCGUUCAGCAGAUCUUCCAGCUCAGUGUUUCCAUCGCUUUCAACUUCCUGGGGACGGAGAACAUGAAGAGUGGCGACUACACGGCAGCCUUUUCUUACUUCCAGAAAGCUGCAGCCCGCGGCUACAGCAAAGCGCAGUACAAUGCGGGCUUGUGUCAUGAGCAUGGCAGAGGCACCCCCAGAGACAUUAGCAAGGCAGCCCUUUAUUAUCAAUUGGCUGCCAGCCAGGGCCACAGCCUGGCUCAGUACCGCUAUGCCAGGUGCCUACUACGAGACCCAGCCUCUUCGUGGAACCCUGAGCAGCAGAGGGCAGUGUCCAUGGUGAAGCAGGCUGCAGACUCAGGCUUGAGAGAGGCCCAAGCUUUCCUCAGGGUGCUUUUCACCAAGGAGCCCUACCUGGAUGAGAAAAGAGCUGUGAAAUAUCUUUGGCUUGCAGCCAACAAUGGGGACUCACAGAGCAGGUACCACCUUGGAAUUUGCUAUGAGAAAGGCCUUGGUGUGCAGAGGAAUCUGGGAGAGGCCUUGAGAUGUUACCGGCAGUCAGCAGCUCUGGGAAAUGAGGCCGCUCAGGAGAGGCUACGAGCCCUCUUUUCCAUGGAGGCUGCAGCCCCAGGGCCCAGCGACCUGACAGUUACAGGACUGAAGUCUUUCUCCAGCCCCUCCCUGUGCAGCUUGAACACCGUGCUAGCAGGAACCUCACGCCUACCACAUGCCUCAAGCACAGGGAACCUUGGCCUCCUCUGCAGAAGUGGGCAUCUCGGAGCCAGCCUGGAAUCCUCCAGCAGGACUAUCCUCUCACCCCCCUACCCACUGGAAGGGAGUGUUGUAAGACUAGGUUUUGGCUAAGGAAGAAGUUUCUUGCCCAAAUGCCUGGAUGUAUCUGCUUGACUUUCAGAACUUCUCACCUCAGCCCUAAAGAUGGAGCCUGUGGGUUCUCAGAGAGAUAUCACAACUUGAGUCCCGAAGAAGAGGCCAGUUACCCACCCACCUUCCCCCAAACCCUAAGCACCUGCGCCAGUACAGUCAAGAAGAGGAAAGUAUGUGAAGACCCAGGUCUGGCUCUGCCACUUGCCUGGCCAUGUCACCUUGAAGCAGUGAUCUGACUCUCUAUAUUGCUUCCUUAGUUGUAUACCAAAGGCAAUGGUGUCUGCCCUCCUACCUUACAAGACAAAUGCAAGGGCAUUUCACCACAGAGAGGACCUUUGUGCUCACUUUGGCCCGGGAGGCAAUGAUGCUCAUGGUUGCAUGACUUUAUGAGUCGCUGGGCCAGGAUGAGGACCUGGGCCUCCUGACUCCUGGCCCAGGGUUCUUGUCCAUUAGUUCAGACUGCAAUUUUAUGUGAAAGCAUUAUGACUGUCCUAGUCAUGGGAGAGUAAAUGUAGAUUGAAUGCUAGGAGUCCUAGAGCUGGAGAGUGUGAUUUUGAGGUCCCCGUUUGGGAAACGUGUGCCAGAAAUGUCUAGGUGUUUAACAAAACAGAUAUGGGAUUAUAUAACCACUCUUGCCCUUGAGUAUGUUGGGAAGAGCCAGGGAGAUGGGCAGGGGGAGCUGAAAGCUGAGGCUCCGCCCUCAUCUCUAAACUCUCCAUUAACCAAUUUAAAGGAUCUUAAAAGCUUCUCUAAGAGAGAGACGUAGGGAAAAAAAAGAUUUCUGAGUCAACGCUAAUGAGUCCAAUUACUGAGUUUGUGAAUAGCUAUUCCCUGGCUUCUGGAUGUUCGCCCAAGUUGAAUAGCAUAGAUGUGGUUGAGGGUGGGGGCUGGGAGGGAUAGAGGACCGACUCCUCAUAAUCCCAUGACUGUUUGAGUGGAGACCAACCAGCUUGGCCAAUUCAAAGGCAAGAUUUGAGCGGGGAAAGUUGUCCACGUUUCCCUCUCUGCUUCCCACACCACCUCUCCCAACUUCUAAGUGGUCCUGCCACACUUUCCUAGCACCUCCCUUUCACCUGGGGAGCCCAAGUGUCCUCUAGCUCCAGCUUCUCGCCUGCUCCCUGCCUCCUUUUCAGGGCUUCUCUGCACACUGGCUCACCGCUAUUGCCACAGAUGGCACUCCUGGGGAGCAGGGAUCUUGUUUUUGUAUUCCAGUGUCCCCAGCACUCAGCGCAAGGCCCCCCGUGCAGGGUAGGAAACCUGAGGUUUCAAACUCAGAGUUUUAAGCUGUGCAGUGCACCAAGCUCUCUGCCAAAAAACAAACAAAAAAAGGUUUCUGUGGUUAAAUAAGUUUGGGAAACGCUGCACCAGACGUCCCCUUUUUAUAGAUUCACAAUAUACAUCAGCAUAUUUGAGGUUCCAAGAAGUCCUCCAGUAAAGAACUCGGUUAACCCAAUGUUUUCCCUCACUGAGUUGAGCCCAAAGCCUGUUUCCCUACAGAUUGCUUUUGAGCCUUCCUGGAGCACCCUCUGCAUGAAAUGUCACUGUGUGCCCUCCCUGUGGAGCCCCACUCCCCAGCCUCCUCCCCUCUGUGGUCAUUUUGGAUUUUCUGACUACUUCCUUGCAGCCAUAGCCGGGGCCAAGGGCUGGUUCACAGUCUGGACACUCGGUGUCCUGUGGUGAAGACCAGAUGCAGCCCUCCCGGAAUGGCUUUCCCUCCCACUCAGUCACUACUGAGCUAAAUACUGAUUCAAUUUGGGGUACCAUAGGUUGGGGGUAGGAUAUUUUUAAACUCUCCAACUUAAAAAGGAAGAGCCUCUCCUGUGGAAAGAGGAUGGCAGAGUUGUGAGAAAGGUGUUGUCAAGGGACCAAAAAUCCUUGGCUGUUAGUCACUGCGGUCUUGAUCCAGCACCAGGGGGAUGGGCCUCAUUGGCAGAGCUGGGGACUGCUGUGCUUUUGCCAUUAAAAUUCUGUUAUUAAUGACUCAUCAUCAGUGCCCCAGAGGAAGUGUGAGAGGACGAGAGGGAGGUGGCUUCCAUCAGCAGGGCCAGCCUGGGUCAGGAUGCUGGGUUAAAGCCUGGCGCCCUCACCAAUGAGACCUCUGUGGGAAGCGCUACUGCCUCAGUUUCCCUAUCCGGAGAUGCUGUUUUCAGGGAGUCCUGACACUACGAUGAGAACAAGGCUAUUUGGUUCACUAUAUCUUUAGUGCUAAUAAAGUGUGGGACACUCAGAUGUUCAGUAAAUAUACAUUCAACAACCCCCCGCCCCAUCCAGUGCCCAGCACAAAGCCUACCCAGCACAUAGUAGGUACUUGAAGUAAUUUGAAUGAAUAAUUUGAAAUAACUUGAAUGAAUAAUUCUGUAUUGCCCCCCACUCACCACCUACACACACACACACACACACACACACACACACACGGUUCCCUGUGUUACUUCUGGCACUUAGUAAUUGUUCAAUAAAUACAAAAUGUUUGUUA